Galeopterus variegatus (Sunda flying lemur) is the source of this 756-nucleotide messenger RNA. Its product is annotated as X-linked interleukin-1 receptor accessory protein-like 2. The transcript has 5 exons. The coding region runs from base 1 to 756 and encodes 251 amino acids. Lineage: Eukaryota; Metazoa; Chordata; Mammalia; Dermoptera; Cynocephalidae. The record is from RefSeq and is a predicted model, not a curated record.
AUGAUUAUCACAUCUCAUGCCUUUUCUGGUUCUCUUUCAGUGGAUGGCUGCAUUGACUGGUCAGUAGAUCUCAAGACGUACAUGGCUUUGGCAGGUGAACCAGUCCGAGUAAAAUGUGCCCUUUUCUACAGUUACAUUCGCACCAACUAUAGCAUGGCACAGAGCACUGGGCUCAGGCUUAUGUGGUACAAAAACAAAGGUGAUUUGGAAGAGCCCAUCAUCUUUUCGGAGGUCAGGAUGAGCAAAGAAGAUGAUUCAAUAUGGUUUCACUCAGCUGAGGCACAAGACAGUGGAUUCUACACUUGUGUUUUAAGAAAUUCCACAUAUUGCAUGAAGGUGUCAAUGUCCUUGACUGUUGCAGAGAAUGAAUCAGGCCUGUGCUACAAUAGCAGGAUCCGCUAUUUAGAAAAAUCUGAAGUCACUAAAAGAAAGGAGAUCUCCUGCCCAGACAUGGAUGACUUUAAAAAGUCCAAUCAGGAACCUGAUGUUGUGUGGUACAAGGAAUGCAAGCCAAAAAUGUGGAGAAGCAUAAUAAUACAGAAAGGAAAUGCUCUUCUAAUCCAGGAAGUUCAAGAAGAAGAUGGAGGAAAUUACACGUGUGAACUUAAGUAUGAAGGAAAACUUGUAAGACGAACAACCGAAUUGAAAGUUACAGCUUUACUCACAGACAAGCCUCCCAAGCCAUUGUUCCCCAUGGAGAAUCAGCCAAGUGUUAUAGAUGUCCAGCUGGACUCAGAUAAGGAUACAAGGGGUUGA